This is a messenger RNA of Sporothrix schenckii 1099-18, 2577 nucleotides long. Its product is annotated as serine/threonine protein kinase KIN3. Gene Ontology annotation, molecular function: protein kinase activity; ATP binding. The record is from RefSeq and is a predicted model, not a curated record. Bases 1 to 2577 code for a protein of 858 amino acids. The transcript is spliced from 2 exons. Lineage: Eukaryota; Fungi; Ascomycota; Sordariomycetes; Ophiostomatales; Ophiostomataceae. Gene Ontology annotation, biological process: protein phosphorylation.
AUGGCGGAGAGCGAGCUGAAAUACGAUGUGCUGGAGAAGAUAGGCCAUGGCUCGUUUGGCAUCAUCCGAAAGGUGCGCCGCAAGGCCGACGGCAUGGUGCUGUGCCGCAAAGAGAUCAGCUACCUCAAGAUGUCCCAGAAGGAGCGUGAGCAGCUGCACGCCGAGUUUCAGAUCCUCUCGACGCUGCGGCACGCCAACAUUGUCGGCUACUACCACCGCGAGCACCUCAAGGCCACGCAGGACCUGCACCUGUACAUGGAGUACUGCGGCAACGGCGACCUCGGCCGCGUGAUCCGCGACUUGGCCCACCGCAACCAGUACGCCGAGGAGUCGUUUGUGUGGAGCAUCUUUGCACAGCUCGUCACCGCGCUGUACCGCUGCCACUACGGCGUCGACCCGCCCGACGUCGGCAAGAACGUGCUGGGCCUCGGCGUGGCGGCCAAGCCCAAGGUGCCGACAGGCGGCGUCACGAUCCUGCACCGCGAUCUUAAGCCGGAAAACGUCUUCUUGGGCGAGGACAACUCGGUCAAGCUCGGCGACUUUGGCCUCGCCAAGAUGAUCCAGUCACAUGACUUUGCCUCGACCUAUGUCGGCACGCCCUUUUACAUGUCGCCCGAGAUCUGCGCCGCCGAAAAGUACACGCUCAAGUCGGACAUCUGGUCGCUCGGCUGCAUCAUCUACGAGCUCUGCGCGCGGGAGCCGCCCUUCAAUGCCAAGUCGCACUACCAGCUCGUCCAGAAGAUCAAGGAGGGCAAGCUGGCGCCGCUGCCUGUCGUCUACUCGCCCGAGCUGUGCGCCGUCGUGCGCGACUGUCUCAAGGUCAAUCCCGACCGCCGCCCGGACACGGCGCAGCUGCUCAACCUGCCCGUCGUGCGCCUGAUGCGCAAGGAGAAGGAGGUUGUCGAGCUCAGCAAGACGAUCAAGUCCAAAGAAGAGCAGCUCAACAAGCGGGCGCGCGAGCUCGAGCGCAAGGCCGAGUCCGACAAGGCGCUGCUGCGCCAGGAGAUUGACGCCAGCCUGCGCCGCGAGUGGGAGGUCAAGGCGCGCCUCGAGAUUGACCGCCUCGUCAACGCGGAGCUGGACCAGCUGCAGAGCAAGUUUGAGGAGGAGGUGCGCGCGCGUGUCGAAAAGGACCUGGCCGAGGCUCUGCGAAACGCAGCCGCCGCAGCACCAACAACAACAACAACAUCAUCGUCGACAUCGCGCCCUGCGUCCGCCCUCGACGAUCCCCUGCUCCUCCAGAUGCCGCCGCCACACCUGCCGCCGCCCAUGUCGCUGGCCUCGUCGGCGGGCCAUGAGCUGUCGUCGUCGAUCUGCAAGUCCGAUUACAAGUCCGACUACCUGUACUCGUCCAUGGGCGACGGCGAGUUCCCGUCCACGACGGACAUCACCGAGCUGUCGGUGGACGAGUCACUCCUGCAGCCAACGUCUGCAGAAUCGGCGGCCGCUUGCGCCAGCAGCAACGGCAACAACAACAACGGCGUGGUCGUCGCAUCGGCGACGGCAGCCUUUAUGAAGAAACAAGCGGCCCCCGCGCCCCAGGCCCGGACACCGUUUGGCCGCGCGCAGACCAUGUUUGCUGGUCCCGCCGGCACCCCAAUGGACGUCGAGAUGGCUUCACCAUCGCCCAUGGCCAUUGCGUCCCUGUCUCUCUCGCCGCGCCGGAACGCCGCGACCAAGGUGCCGACCACGAAUAACGGCUCCAUCUUUACCGCGGCGCCCGAUGACCUACGAUGGAACGGUCCGCGCGAGUCGUCGGGCGGUGUGCCGUCCGACUGGGACUCGGACGACGACGUGGCCAUCCCCUCGCCGACACGCAUGAUCAAGUCGCGCAAGAACCCCUUUUCGUCUAAGCAAAAGCUGCAGCAGCAACAGCAACAGCAACAGCAGCAACAACAUGGGCAGCAGCCGCAAGGACAACCCGUCCAGCAGCGUCCAGGCAUUGCAUCGCAAAAGUCGGCACCGCUCUUCAGCCGCGCAGCACGGUCCAAGGUCGGCCUGGAGGCCACGGGCGCCAAGACCACCUCGGCCGUCGACGGCAACCUGCGCUCUGCUCUGAGCGGCGGCGCGCUGCGGGAGCGUGCACAGUCGCCUAGCCGGCGGCUGAGCAAGAUUCCCUCGGCCGCCAACAUGGGUGCCGAGCACACAGCAGAGAGCGGCGGCCGCGCGCUGGCCCGCAAAGGCUCCUUCAAUUGGAAAGACGCUGGCGACGUUCAGCCUGAGCAGCAGCAGGCGUCGGGAUCGCAGCCAGAACAGCAGCAACAGCAAUCCUCACAACAACCGACGGCUGUUGGCCUCGUCAGCAAGCAGAAACCCGGCAUCCGCGGCCGCACGCUGGUCGAGCUGCAGCAGGCGCGUGCGGGCGGUCGUCCGUUGAGUGCCGUUGUGGACGGCAACGUCAACAGCAACGUCAAUGCCAGCCCCAAACGGCCUUUCCGCGAGCAUGCCAUGGCGGCCAACCGCGGCCACCUCGAGCCCGCGGCGGUCUGGGACCCAGAACAGGACGACAUGCCGAGCCCGUUCCUGGUGCGCCGCAAGGUGAUUAUUGGCGGUCCUGCGGCGGGUGCCAAGGCAUAG